CCCCGGGUAAACAGAGGACAGGAGCAGACAGGAGGAGGAGGAGGAGGAGAAGAGACGUGGCGGAAGAGGAUGGUGGGGUAAAGAACAACACUGUGUGUACGAAAUUAAUAUGCAGUCGUUCGUUUUUAAAUCGUCGCCGGUGCGAAGGGAAAUAACUCGCGACGCGACGCGUCAAAAACGUAUCGUUCACGUCUCACCACUGCGAUUUACUCUUUCGCGUGUGAUCUGAGUCGCGAGACUCACCGACGACACAGUAGCAGCUUCCCGACGCAACGCAGCUACUCGCGACGGGCACCCGCACACUCACUGACAACGCCAGCAGACGGCGGCCAUUACGGGAAUGAGUCGUCGCGGCGGAUGCGCCAACGCCACCGCACGGCGAGAGCCCGAAACGGAGCUGUACCCCUUUCUACUCCGCAUACUACACCAUAAGCAAAGUAAGCGCAUGCCGGCACGGAAGAGGUAUAAGAUCGAGAAAAAGGUUCGUAAACACAAUCGAAAAAUGAGGAAAGAGGCUAAGAAGGAUUCUAAAAGAAAAUCCAAGGUAGUGGAAAUAUCGAAUCCAGUGUUCAUUCAAAGAGGAUAUAUUAAAAGAAGUAGAGGCAAUAAAGAAGUAACGUGAAGAGGAAAAAUAGAAGCAGAAGGAAGCAGCGCAUGGGAGAAAACGCGAGCCAAAGAUGAUCUAACUUACCAAGGAUGGUCUCCAGGGAUUAGUUAAACAGGCUGAG
Acromyrmex echinatior (Panamanian leafcutter ant) is the source of this 728-nucleotide messenger RNA. RefSeq names its product guanine nucleotide-binding protein-like 3 homolog. NCBI's taxonomy places the organism in Eukaryota, Metazoa, Arthropoda, Insecta, Hymenoptera, Formicidae. The record is from RefSeq and is a predicted model, not a curated record.